CCCUCUUAGGCACUGGCACUCUGGAUCGUACAGCGUGGAGGAAGUACAGACGUGGCACUCGUUCCGUCGGCGUCGGCUGGCACUCGUACAGGCACUCUCGAAGCCGUGUGUUGGAGGGGAAACCGAGAGAAUGUGGGUGAGGGCGGCCGUGGCACUGUGAGCAUGAGCGCCUUCAGGAGAGUCAUGCCUUCGCUGCUCCCUCUGCUUCUUCUGGCGGGGAUGCUGCGGCAGACGCGCCCCUGUGAGUACCGCAGCGUGGAUCCUCGACAUACCAUGUGCGCCUUCAGGCCUGGUCAGUGCUCCGGCAAAGCGCUUCUGCGAACCGGAGGAAUAACGUGCAAGGACAUAGAGACGAUCAUCAGCACCCACAACACGCUACGCCAGAAGGUCUCGAUGGGCCAAGUGCGCAACCAGCCGCCGGCACUCAACAUGAGAGCAAUGACACACCUGGUGGGCUGUGGGUACGCCUACUACAAGGACCCUUCUCGCGGAUACACCAAGAUCUACGUCUUGAACUACGCCCAGGGUAUAGCCAGCACAUCAACCUCAACCCCCCCUUUCUCGUCUCCCCCGCAGAGGAAACGUCAUCGGUGGAUCCAUGUACAAGAUGGGAUUCCCGGGCCAGCCUUACUGUGUGGGGGACGGACUCAUCCCAUCGCCGGCGUAUCAGGGUCUGUGCGAGGCGGACUCGGCGCCGCAGCAGAGGUCCUGCUCGAAGGACGCCGCCGCCGGCUCGCCCUCCACCUCGAGCUUCCUGCAGCUGCCGCCCCCGGGCCCGCCCAUCACCAACAGCCUGGCGUCGGGCGGCCACCCCAUCAUGGGCCCCGGCGGCCACCACAUGCCCCCCCACCACCCCAUGAUGAUGGCCCCGCACCCCCCAUCCUGGGCGGCCCCCACGGCGACGAGUACCUGUCCGUGGAGCACGACGCUCACGACCUCAUGCGGCCCACGGACUUCCUCAUGAAGGGCAUCCAGGAGCCCAUCAUGGGCCUCAUGAAGAUCCUCAACCCGUGGAAUAUCCUCAACCGCUUCCGAGGCUGAGCUGGCGGGCGCCUCGCCUCGCCCCCCACGCCCACCCGCCCGUAUCUCGUCCCGUCCCCGCCCCGCCCUCCCUCGGCCACGGUGUCUUUCUCGUAAUAGUAUUCCUGCAGAGUGUGAAGUCGCCGCCGCGGGCCAGUAGUCCCCGUGUUCCUUGUCUGUGUUGUGAGCGCAUCAUGCUAUGUUGUAACAGUUGAAAUGCGCGCAGGCGUAGCAUAUACCACGUUUUUUAUUCUCUCAACAGACAUUAUUCCAGUUUGUGAUUCUGUUUCUGGUUUUCUGACGUUGUUUUCGCUCGCGGGGAACCAAGUCUCUCGCGACGGUCGUGUUCGUGUUCGAGAGGUUAGUCCCGGUUUAGAGGAAGUUCUAUUUUUUGACAAUGUGAUGUAAUAGGAUGUAAUCAUGAUAUAAUAAGGGCUGUGGAGUGAAUGGGUGCAGUCAGCCAUAUUUCGAAGACAUGGGUUUGUAUUUCUUCCAUUCAUUCAUAUAUACAGCUGUAUUGUUUUGUGUUAACAAUUCAUUCUGCUGAGUUUAGUAUGACAUGUUUAAUAUGUAGUAUAACUCAUCAACAAAAUGCUAGCUUUCUUUUUAAACAAAUUUAGUUAUUAAAAGCCCCGAGGCUUACAUUCAUUGAGAGAAAAUGAAUACUAAAACUUGUGAAGGGAGACUAUUGUAAACUUCAAAAUAAUCAUUAUUUUCAUGUAACAAUUGCUAUACAUUCAUUUUCUGUAUAUCGUCGUGAAUAGUUCUUUGUGUGUUUUAUUCUAUUUUUCUCUAAGGGCGCCCAUACGUCAUCUUAUUGAUUCAAAAUUAAGAAAUUGUUACUGUCCUUGCAAAUGUUGACAAUAUUGAUAUGAUUUGAAAGCUUAAGUACAAUUAUUAAUAUUCCCCAAACUAUAAAAUUCUCUCGCUCUGUCACAGUCGAGCAAUAAUUCUGUGAACUUAUUUGGCUUAAAAGGUUGUUAAACAAUUACCAAUUAUGUAAGGAACAGGUUGUUGAUAACUAGCAUAAGAUUAUUCAUCCAGUUUCCACUUGUUACUCAGUAUGUCGUCCCUGUUAUCAGUACAGUAGUAUUUAAGACUUAAAAAAUGCGGGUGUACUCACUUAAGAUUUGUAUAAACUGUAUAUGCCAAUUACUAUGUUGUAUUGUGCGGAUGCAACUAUUUCGCACGUCUACAAUUGUACACAUUGUACAUAAUCUUAGCAUAGAAAUUUCUACCUAUAUGAAAUACCUAUAGUGAAAAUGAGUACCUAUCCUUAAGUGCUUAAAGCGCGACGCACAAAAAGGUAAAAAAAAAAAAAAAUGUUCAACAAAAACAAUGAAUCUUAACGUUAUCAAAUCCACUUCCCAGGGGGGGGGGGGGACAGAGCAAACCCCCACCCCACCCCUCUCUCUCUCCCCUUGAAAACGGUCCCUGGCAACAGGUUAUGACAAAUAGAUGACAAACGUUUCUAUAACCAGAACACAUUCAUUUUUUUUUCCUCAUCUCAUAUAUCAUGCAUGCUAUGAAAGAAAGUGAAAAAAAGAACAAAUAUAUAUAGAAAAAAAAGAAAAAAACACGAUAAAAGUAUUGUAUAUCCAUUUUUCUCUUGGUUACUGACCCAAGCAUAAGACUGAUACCAAGAGACAUAACGAAAGAGGCUAUUUAUUGUAUUUAUAUAUACAGUGCUUUAUAUUCUGUUUGCCGAACUCAAAUAAAUUUAGGCAAAUGAGAGA
This is a messenger RNA of Penaeus vannamei (Pacific white shrimp), 2756 nucleotides long. Lineage: Eukaryota; Metazoa; Arthropoda; Malacostraca; Decapoda; Penaeidae. The record is from RefSeq and is a predicted model, not a curated record.